UACUUAGAAUAAUUAACUAACAAGUUUAGAAUGCAAAAUACAAGUAAUGAAGGGAGACUUUGUAAAGAGAAAGAAAAAAAAAGGAAAAACAAAGGAAGGAGCUUUGUGUUAUCUUUUAAAUCAGCUUCUUCCUUUGCAAAUCACAUCUCUUCUUAGCCAUUUCAAAUUUCUUCCUUUAAUGAACAUGAACCAAAAACCCUAAAACCCACCAAGAAAGUAACCUUUUUUUUUAAAAAAAAAAGGCCCCCCUUUUUUAUUUGUUUCUUAUAAUUAUUAUUUUAAUUGUGGGUUUAUUAUAAAAACACACCCACCAUUUUCUCUUUUUCUACAAAAUUAGGCUCUCUUAGCAGCCAUGUUCUUGUUGAUAUCUUUGUUUGAAAACAGUCUCUUUUUCUUCGAUUAAUACCACAGAACAGCACGGUCAGAAACAUCCUCAAAUUCCUCAUUGUACUUUUGAGGAUGUUUCCUGUUCUUGCCAUUCUCUUCGUAUGGAUGUCUGCUUCAAUCUUUGGUUUCGCUUCUGGUUCUUUCAAUCUUACAUUACCCCAUCAGCAUCCUGACCCUGAUUCUGUUGCUGAUGAACUUCAAAGAACAGUGAAUGCAUCUGUAUGGAGAAGAAAAAUGCUGUCCAUCGAAUCAAAGGAUCAAACUUUCUCUUGUCUCACCGGAAACCCCAUAGACGAUUGCUGGCGGUGCGAUCCGAAUUGGGCGGCGAACCGGCAGCGACUGGCCGACUGCGGUAUUGGGUUCGGGCGCGACGCCAUGGGCGGCAAAGGUGGCAAGAUCUACAUCGUUACGGACUCGUCUGAUUUGGAUCCGGCGAACCCUACUCCGGGCACUCUCCGGCACGCUGUGAUCCAAUUCGAACCACUGUGGAUCAUCUUCUCUGCCGACAUGACUAUCAGGCUGAAAUAUGAACUUAUCAUUAACAGUUUCAAAACGAUCGACGGCCGUGGCGCCAACGUCCACAUCACCGGCGGCGGAUGCAUCACCAUUCAAUACGUGUCUAAUGUCAUCAUCCACAACGUCCACGUGCACCACUGUAAACCCUCCGGCAAUGCCAACAUAAGAUCGACCCCAACUCACGUGGGCCAUCGAGGGUUGUCAGACGGAGAUGGGAUAUCAAUAUUCAGCUCAAGAAAGAUAUGGAUUGAUCAUUGUUCAUUGUCAUACUGCACGGAUGGACUAAUAGACGCAAUAAUGGGAUCGACAGGAAUAACAAUAUCAAACAGCUACUUCUCGCACCAUGACGAGGUGAUGUUAUUGGGGCAUGAUGAUCGGUACGUACAAGACUCGGGGAUGCAAGUCACCAUUGCCUUCAACCACUUCGGUGAAGCAUUGGUCCAACGCAUGCCCCGUUGUAGACAUGGCUACAUUCAUGUCGUCAACAAUGAUUUCACUGCUUGGGAAAUGUAUGCCAUUGGAGGCAGUGCUCAACCCACUAUUAAUAGUCAGGGUAAUCGUUACACCGCUCCCGUAGACCCUAAUGCCAAAGAGGUGACAAGACGUUUAGACGCGGCGGAGACGGAGUGGGCAGGGUGGAAUUGGCGGACAGAUGGCGAUAUUUUGGUGAACGGCGCGUUUUUUGUACCUUCCGGUGCCGGACUUAGCACCCAGUACGGUAAGGCUUCCAGCGUGGAGCCUAAGUCCGUGGCUCUCAUCAAUCAACUCACUAUGAACGCCGGCGUUUUGGGCGCCCCCAGGUAUAAUACUGGUCAAGGAAUUGUAUAUCCAGGAUUUAAUGGUGAGAAUGGUGGAAAUGGUGAUGAGGGAUAUGGGGGUAAUACUGUCAUAAAUAAUAGUCCAAUUUAUGAAAAUGGUGGUGCUAAUGGUAAUGAUGACUACUACGGAAUGAUAUUUAAAGCUAAUGGUCAUAGAGUAUUACCAUUAUUGCCCUCCAUAAACUUAUGUACUCAAAUUAUAAUACUUUUGUAUAUAGUCACAAAUUAUAGUGGUCUAUUCACAAUAUAGAAAAUGUAAAAGAGUUUUAGAAAGCUCAUAUAAUUAAUUAAAUUAAGUUUAAUUAA
Benincasa hispida (wax gourd) is the source of this 2027-nucleotide messenger RNA. The record is from RefSeq and is a predicted model, not a curated record. Lineage: Eukaryota; Viridiplantae; Streptophyta; Magnoliopsida; Cucurbitales; Cucurbitaceae.